This is a messenger RNA of Cylicocyclus nassatus, 249 nucleotides long. The record is from the annotation of a GenBank genome assembly. Lineage: Eukaryota; Metazoa; Nematoda; Chromadorea; Rhabditida; Strongylidae.
AUGGCUAAAGUCAAACCAUGCGAAGUCGAAUGCAAUCCAUCAACUUCAGGAGGUCGUGUCGGCUACCUGGUAACGUUGGCUGCGAAGGUAUUUGGCAUUGUGUCAAAACGAUUCGAGCGAAGUCCAUCAUUGCCAUCGACUGACGGGAGCUUAGAAAUCGGUGACAGAGGAGUCAAUCUUCCAGAUGAAAAGUUGAAGAGAGAUGAAAAUGACGCGAUGUCGAUUCUAGCUGUUCAAGCAUUCUGGUAA